Molecule: messenger RNA, 9342 nt
Organism: Pseudophryne corroboree (corroboree frog)
Lineage: Eukaryota; Metazoa; Chordata; Amphibia; Anura; Myobatrachidae
Gene: TNFAIP1
Product: TNF alpha induced protein 1
Exons: 8
Coding region: 327-1442 (371 amino acids)
Biological process (GO): proteasome-mediated ubiquitin-dependent protein catabolic process; protein homooligomerization; negative regulation of Rho protein signal transduction
Cellular component (GO): Cul3-RING ubiquitin ligase complex
Molecular function (GO): ubiquitin-protein transferase activity; protein binding
Source: RefSeq, a predicted model, not a curated record
UGUCACCGGAGGAAAGCGCUGUAUGUCCGGAAAGCAGCAGUGUUACACGCGGCACGGCGGGCCCAGCACAGGGCAGGGCAGCUACCGGGGCAUCGGCUAACGGAAGUGACCUCAUUCCCCUGGAAAAAGAUGGGAGACGCUGAAGUGAUCUGAGCGAGGAGGACGGUGCAGAGCGGGAGGCAGAGUCCCUGGCGGCAGUGUUGGAACUACAUUAGCAGGCUCCCAGUUGCUGCUAGCUAGGACUUGUCUUCCAUUUGCACCCUCCCACCACGGCGGCACACGUGAAGCCCACUGUGUGCAGAGUCAUCGUCUAUUUGCAACGAGAGAUGUCUGGCGACACUUGUCUGACGGCAGUGUGCCCUGCAUCUGGUGCCAAGCCUAAGACCUACAACAUUAAAGGGGGAUGCCUGGGUAACAAAUAUGUGCGGCUGAAUGUGGGAGGAUCAUUGUAUUAUACCACAGUGCAGGUCCUCACGAGGCACGACACCAUGCUUAAAGCUAUGUUUAGUGGCCGCAUGGAGGUCCUUACCGACAAAGAAGGCUGGAUUCUUAUUGAUCGAUGUGGAAAGCAUUUCGGGAGCAUCCUAAACUAUCUUCGAGAUGAAACCAUUGCACUUCCAAAGAACAGACAUGAGAUCAAGGAAUUAAUGGCAGAAGCUAAAUAUUACCUCAUUCAGGGCUUGGUAGAGAAAUGCCAGACAGCAUUACAGGAUAAGAAUGAGUCCUAUGAAGCUGUAUGUAAUAUCCCAAUCAUCACAUCUCCAAAAGAAGAAGAGAAGCUGAUUGAAUCCUCUGCUAAGCCUGUGGUCAAACUCCUGUAUAACAGAAGCAACAACAAAUACUCCUACACCAGGUCACAGAGAGAUAAGGGGACUUCUCUCUCUGUUGCUCUGUGUCCUCCACAGAUAAUGAAGUUCUCUCUGUAUGAUGUUCACCGAUCAGAUUACAGCACUAGGGCAUGUGCUGGAAGUUGGGAGUCUAGUAUAUCAUUAACACCAAGAUUGAAGAUCAACUCUGACGACAACCUCCUGAAAAAUAUUGAGCUAUUUGACAAACUUUCUCUGCGCUUCAAUGGACGAGUCUUAUUUAUGAAGGAUGUGAUUGGAGAUGAGAUCUGCUGCUGGUCUUUCUAUGGUCAGGGACGGAAGCUAGCAGAAGUCUGCUGUACCUCCAUUGUUUAUGCCACUGAAAAGAAGCAGACAAAGGUUGAGUUUCCUGAAGCACGCAUUUAUGAAGAGACUCUAAAUGUGUUACUCUAUGAGACCCCUCGAGUCCCCGACAACUCCUUGCUGGAAGCUACAAGCCGCACCCGCAGCCAAGCAUCCCACAGUGAAGAUGAUGAGGGCUUAGAGCUCAGGGAUCGUGUUCGCCGUAUUCACGUAAAGAGAUACAGCACAUAUGACGACCGACAGCUCGGGCACCAAUCUGCUUACAGGGACUGACUCUGUAUUGAGUUCAUAAGAACAGUGUGACAUUCUCUUGCAAGAGAUGUUUAUGGCCAAAAACCUAUUUGUAUGAGGAUCUUAAUAUGCCUUCCUAGCAUCCAAGCUAUUAUGCAAGACGUUACCUGCCAUCUAAUCUAUAGCUUCAAGGAUGACUUCAAAUUAGUUUUUGGAUAGCAGUCCUUAUUGCAUUAUUAGCUCAACAAUAAGUCUAGAAGAUGCUCAUUUCCUUAAAGAUUGGCUUGAUAUUGAGCAAUAGUCUGUCCACUGUCCAGCAUAUGUAAAAUCAUUAUUGCGGUGGUUUUAAUACACUUAAAUCUCACUAAUGGACGAGUCUCUAGAUCCCUUUACCUACAAUGUUAGACCGCUACAGCUGACAUACACUCCUCACUCGCGAGGGUGGCUCUUUAGUCUACUGACAACAGAAAAACUGAUUAUUUGAACAUUGAAGGUGGUGAGUUUUGACUUACUGUUACUGAUUAUUUCUGAUCUUUGUGUUCAACAAUCCCCAUUUAAAUAUACUAUGUAGGUUUUAAGGUAGUGACAAAGCCAUCCCAGCCGUGCCUUAUAGUAGUACAUAUUCACAUGUACCUGGCUGGGUGUGAGGAUUAUCGUUACUCAUCCUAAAAGUAAGACCAUCUUUAUUCUGAUUUAUAGUACCCAUCGCACAUUGCUGGCACCAAUUUGUGGUAUCUGACAUUCAUAAGUCAGAAUGUGCAAUCUUACAUUUAUUUAGUAUUUUAUUUUUUAUACAGUUCUUCUGUAGUACACCAACAUAGCCAACUGCCGCGUAAUCUAGCAAUCAGAAGUGAGUUCCCAGAGGAGAGUACCACUUGUUACUUGGCUUGCUUCUAGACCUCUUUUAGCGUUUCCAUUACAAGACUGACAAAACACAGAGCCUGCUCAGAAGCCACUUACUUACUAUGCAGGGAACGCAGCCAGCUACUGUGUUUUUAAGUUUUAUACUUUGUUUUAGUGUAGAACAUGGAUCAGAAGUUAACUUUUUUGAGUAAUACUGUUUUUAUAUGGGUAAUAUGGGAAAGGUGGCCCAGUUCUGCUAUGAAGAUGUUGUGUAUUCAAGUUGAACAGUUGCAGAUGAAAAUCAAACCGGUUACUAUAUAAUUUGACUAUUAAAGGUGGGAAUUCAGUUAUACCCGGUAAUUUACAGGGUGUGAAAAAAAAGUGGUAGCCUCUGGCUUUAACGCCCGGGGAUAUUCAAUUAGAGCCCUUUAUUCUCACCCAGUAACUUACCCUGUUAUCGAACUAGCACAUAGAAUCUGGGAUAAGUUCCCGGACUUAUGUGGUAACAUGGUUUCAGUAUGUAUUACAUAUGCAAUGCUCUAUGCACUAAUGUUUCAGGUGACUGAUUGAUUACCUUACCAUGAAAUUAUUGUUAUAUUCAUUAGUAUAUGCAAAACGCCCAGUCAGUCUUAAAGGCCUGUAGUUCAUGACUUAGUAGCUUAGUGACUGUUAAAUCAGCUAGAACCCAUGACAUACAGGAUACUUACAGCCAAUAUUGACAUAGAUGCUUCAAAUCCAUGUUUAUGUUUUAGAUGAAUAAUGAGGUUUGAUCAUUGUAGAGAACUUAAGCUUGGCCAAAAUAUUGUCUGCCCUGAUUUUAACGACGUGACAUAGUUAUUACUUUAGCCAGUUAAAUAUGCAGGUGGAAUUCCUGCAAAAUGUUAAUAUCCUAUUCGUUUUGGACUUAUCGGAAUUCUGUAUAUAAGUAUUUUAUAUUUAUACUAAUUUUAAGUAAUUGAUUUGGCACAUUCCAAAUAUUGACAUGAGAUUCCUAAAAUAAGGGUUAUUCGCAUGUGCUCCCUGCUUGAGAUUAUCCAUUUAUCUUGUAGUAUUAUUGUGCUCGAUUUACUAAACUUCUGUACUAAAGGUGCAUACACACGAUGCGGUGUAAUCUUACGUUUUGACUAUAUAUAGUCAAAAUCCUAAGGAAAGGUAGUGCAAAUCGCACUGUGUGUUCACAACUUGCGAUACCGAUGCGCGGUCCCGCAGGAUCGGUAUCGCAAGAAAAAAUAGACUCUGCAGGCAAGUCAAUCUUGACUAUAUUGUGUACAAUCUAUUACAAAGUAUAGUCAAAAUUGGCAAUUAUUUAAAAUCGCACAUAGUCAAAAUCGCAAGUACAGAUGGUCAAAAUCGGUGCUUCUGGGGGAUUUCAAGGUAAAUCGCAAAGUCAAAAUCGGGCAUAGUCAAUAUCUCACCGUGUGUACACACCUUAACACUGCAUCGUUUAUUUCAUAAAUCUGUGCUGACAAGAUUGACUUUUCAUGGCCGUGCUAUUAAAAAUGACAUCUACAUCUAUCUGUAAGAUAGUGAAGUGUAAUACCAAAUCACGGCGCCCUAUAGCCAAAGAGCCUCUGGGGUUUCUUUUUCAGAGUAAUAAAUGUAAAGCUUAGACUGUAUACGGUUGAACAAACUCCGCCUUAAUUUUGAACAGAACUGGGCGGAGGGGGUCAUUCUGACCUGAUCGCAUGCUAGCUAUUUUUUGCAGCGCUGCGAUCAGGUCAAAACUCUGCAAAACUGCGCAUGCGUAUGCACCGCAAUGCGUAGGCGCGUCGUAUGGGUACAAAGCGGAUUGGUGCUGGGCGAUGGAUUUAACGAAGAAUCCAUUCGCACAGCCGAUCGCAAGGAGAUUGACAGGAAGAAGGCUUGAUGGGUAUCAACUGACCGUUUUCAGGGAGUGAUUGAGGAAACGCAGGCGUGUCCAAGCGUUUGCAGGGCGGGUGUCUGACGUAAAUUCCGGGACCAGACAGGCUGAAGUGCUUGCAGCGGCUGAGUAAGUUCAGACCUACUCAGAAACUGCACAAAACUUUUUUGUACUGCUCAGCUGCACAAGCGUUUGCACACUUGCAAAGCGAAAAUACACUCCCCCAUAGGCAGCGACUAUCUGAUCGCAGCGCUGCAAAAAAUAGCUAGCGAGCGAUCAACUCUGAAUGACCCCCAGAGACCCUAAUAAUUAGUCUUAACUUUUUUUUGUAUUUGAAUAUAGUAUUUUUAAAAGGGGCUUAUUAUCUGACCAAAGCCAUCUGCCCUAACUGACAUGUUUUAGAUACAUGUACCCCAAAAGUACUCCUAUGUAUUCUGUAUAGUACAAAUAAUUGCACUCUUCUCUGGUAAGUUCCAGUUUGGAACUUUGUUAAAGAAUUAGCUGUCACAAACAGCUAUAGACUAGUUUUUUUUUGUUUUUUGUUUUAUUUUAACUGCUUGUAGUUGCUGCGCUUUUGAUUUUCCUAUAUGAGGUUACCUCACGACUGCACGACAGGUUAGAAAAUAGUGUCCUUAGCUGCAUUCUUUAAUAAAUGGUCAAGUAGUGUUGCAGAUGUGAUUAGUCUACUUAUAUACAUACAGAACAUCCCUAGUAGCCCUAUAUAUUUAUUUUUAAUCUUAGUUGCAAUUUAUUUAAUUAACUGCAUAGCAGCAGGGUGUGAAAAAAAAAUCAUAAUUUUUUUUAAAUAAAUAUUUCUUAUUUAAAUAAAAACAUUUUUUUAUUUGGUUCAGUUUUUUUAUUUAAAUUGGAUUUUUAUAAAAAUGAUCACGUAAACAAAUAUAAAAAAUAAAAACAAUAAUGCAAAAUUAUUUUAAAAUACUGUAACUUUAAUAUAUUUAAUUUAAAUGACUUGACAGUGUCACCAUGAAUGGCAUGGCACAGCAAACUACACACAAAUCAUACAAACUGCAAAAGGAAAGAAACAGCAAUGAUGUUAAAAGUUACAAUAGUUGCCAAUCGGUGACGUGCGAUGACUAACAUAUAUGCCAGAGUUUUUACUAUAUAAGGUAUAUGAAAAAUACAAACACCACAACCUAUUGGUGCCACCAUUGAUACAACAUUAUGGUCAAACAAGAGAUCAUUAAACGGGGUUGCUUUUGCUUGGAACUUGAUUCUGGAAUUAUCUGUUUCUUGACUGGACUUGUCUGUUGCCUGUGCCUCUUUGUAUCAUGAGUCAUACUUAACUUAGGUCAGCAAGCAAAAACCAUAGAUACAGCUCUUUGAUUAGCUGCUCUACAAAAAAAUGGUCAAAGGACUAUGGUCCAUAUUCUACAGUAUGCCUACGCCAAUUACCAGUAAUAGCUUGGUAAAAACAUGGAUGAAGACUGUAACUCUAAAUCCAUGUUAAUAUAUAUUGAAUUCUUGAAACAUGAUUGUCAAAAAUGUACAUUUUCAAAGUCAAUUUUAACAAUACUAAACACUUUGUGGGAGAUUCAAAUGUUUGAAAAGUUAGUUGGGAGUUUGUUUUUCCUAUCUAAUAGACAGGAAAAAACAGACACCCAACCGACUUUUCAAACAUUUGAAUUCCACCCUUUGAGUUUGAUUUUUUAUUUAAAACAAUGAUUUUAAAAAAAAUUAUGUGAUUUAAAUCAUGAUUUCAAUCACGUUGAUUUAAAUUAGCACACCCUGCUUAGUAGUACAGUUUAAUUGUUUUCUGAUUCUAAUUUUUGUUAAUCAACUGAUUGAUUACGUGUCCGCUUUGACUAGGUUUAGUAGUUGGUGGAGAGAUGCGCUGCGUGGACAACGAAUCCUGGCAAUAAUAUUACUUUCCUUCUGCUUUUAACUUGCAAGUUGUGUCCCUUGAUUGUAUAGAAAAUGUUUCCACCAGAUUUGGACCUUAACUGUAUUUAAAACAUAAUGCACAGUCUGCAUGAAAUGAUUGAAAGAGCAAAGAAAGCCACUAUUCAACAUUAACAGCAAAGGCUAUAUUUUUUUAUGAGCUGAAUAAUAUGCCUGACAUACCUGCAGUAUUUACACUUCAGUGGGGGGAAUUCAAAUGUUUGAAAAGUCAGUUGGGUGUCUGUUUUUUCUUGUCUAUUAGAUAGGAAAAAAUAGACACCCAACUGACUUUUCAAACAAUUGAAUAUCCCCCAAUAUGUCCAACCUGCUCUAUUUCACUCUAUUUCAGUAGGGUUUUCAUGUUAGGAGGGAGGUGCUUCUUUAACUAAAGAGGGAGAGUAUGAGCAGAGCCGGCCCUAACCAAUAUGAUGCCCUAGGCAAGAUUUUGGCUGGUGCCCCCUAGCACCACCGCUGGUUCUGCCUCUGACCUUGCACCUCUUUCCCAGCACCAUCACCCCUCACCCAUAGCAGUCCUUGUACCCUCUAUAUUUUAAAUAGGAACAGUUUGCACAUUUGACGCACAGCCCAAAAUGGGGCAACUUCCUGCUGGGAAGCGGCAUGGCCACACAAUAGUAACCCCAAUUCCAACUACGCCACACAGUACUGCAACUUUAUUCACAUUUUAUCUUGCGAUAGUGUCCAUAAUUCAUAUUACAUCCCACAGUAGUAUCACUUUACCUUAUAAACGUUACUCCUCACAGUAGAGCCCCUUAUUCACAUUACAUCACACUGAAUUGCUACUUAUUCACACUACACCACACCUUAUUGCUCUUUAUUCACAUUAGACGACACAGUAGUGCCCUUUCUAUAUGCAACACCACAUAGUAGAGCACCUUAUACACAUAAUGCCACACAUUAGUAAUGCAUUUAUACACAAUUCCACACAGUAAUGCCCCUUACACAUAUGAGACACAUUAAUGUCCUUAUAAACAUAAUGCACCUUACACAUUAUGACAACAUUUAUUAAUGCCCUUUUACACAUGUCCCUUACACAUAUGCCGCACAUUAUUAAUGCCCUUAUACACAUAAUGACACACACAGUGCCCCCUACACAUUUGCUGCACAUUAUUAGUGCCCCUAUACACAUAAUGACACACAUACAGUAGUACCCUGUUACACAUAUGCCGCACAUUAUUAAUGCCCUUAUACACAUAAUGACACACAUAGUGGCCCUUUACACAUAUGUUGCACAUUAUUAAUGCAUUUUUACAUGACACACAUAAUACUCCUUACACAUAUCCCGAACACUACUGCACAACCAACCCACUCACAUUCACACAGCACUCACACUUACACUAACACUGUGACCUCUGCCUCUGCUUGGAUACAGAUGUGUCCUCACAAAUCUUGCAUCAAUGCUAACGUUGGGCACCUUUUUUUUAAUGAAAAUACAUCUUAUUUGCAUUGCUAUGUGGCUAGGCUGCACAAGCAGCUUCUGCUGAUUAAACUGAUAUGCAGCAUGCCUAUAUACUGUGUGAGACUGUGGCUGUAUCAGCAUAUGAAAUGCUACAUACAGAAUAUAGGCAUGCCGCAUAUCAUUUUAAUCAGCAGAAGCUGCUGAUGCCCCUAGGCAUAUCAAAUGCCCUAGGCAAUUGCCUAGUUUGCCUAUGCCUAUGGCCGGCUCUGAGUAGGAGUGACAGCUUUGUAGAGUUGUUGAGCAGAAACUGACAGUGCGGAUUGGUGGAUUAUACUCUGGGCGAGUCAGUGAUGUCAUAGCAAAGGGGUAACUUUUUAUCAGAGCUGCAGUGAGAAGUCUACUUAACAAUGAACAGUGUAUUUUGUUUUAUUUUUAGUUCUGAAAAUGUCAUUUUAAAAUUAAAAAAAAAAAAUUUAUUAUGGAACUCAAAAACAUUACUACAGUUGGGGGAAAAAUUGUGAUCAAAACAAGUAGCCAAAAAUGUGCAUCGAUUUACUGUACUCCCUAUUUAAUGGAUUAAUAUUUAAUUAUAAUUUUAUUCUCUAAUUUAUCAAUGCUGUAUUUGCACAUUUUAGAAACUGACACUAUUUUCCCACAAAAAUAGCCUUGUAUUUGUGGGAGGUGACACAAAGUGAAGUACACCAUUGGCUUUCCCAGAAUAGCUCAGUAAUACAGUUGCGUAGUAUGUAUACAGUGUCCAUACAAUAAGGACUGACAAUAUUUCAUGACAUAACAUUACAUAACAUUUUUGCCAUCAUUAUUAUGCCUUUAUUAUGGCACUACUUUUAGGGCUGAUUUAAAGCACCCACUUAAAAUGUGAAUAUCUGCCUAAUUUUUGCAUUAGUAAUGAAUAUGUUUAAUGCAGAUAUUAUAUAGAAAAUGUCAAAUAUGCCCUUCCGGAAGCCGGGGUUUUAAAAUGUCACUUUCAGUUUUGUGUAUAGGAUAUUUCAGAGUAGAUGAUUUAAUAAGAAAAUCAACUACUCCAGAGGUCAUGCUACUUUAUGCAGUCAGAUCUUUGUACAUGAAACAUUGUUGUGUGACCCGUACUGCAGUAAUGUAUAGGCCAAAGGCAUGGAAUAACUUUCAUCAGUACUCCCGGAACCCCAAAAUAACAUAGCGCAGUCAUCUGCUUGCUACAAGAGUCAGUGGUGCCCCAAGAGCAAGAACUAGUCUUAAAGGUUACAACAGAAACUGAUAAUUCCAUUUGCUUCUAGGCAUUGUUUUCACUCAGUGAUGAAGUUCAGCUCACAGACAUCCAGAAGACUCAUUGGCGCAGAUGUAUUAAGCCUGGAGACGUGAUAAGUGGAAGGUGAUAAUGCACCAGCCAAUCAGCUCCUGUCAUUUUUCAGACCUGUAAUCAUUGGCUGCUGCGUUAUCACCUUCCACUUAUCACUCCUUUAUCACUUCUCCAGGCUUAAUACAUCUGCCUCAUUAAGUCACUGAGCAGAUUUCUAAAAUGAAGGUUAAAUAGCAGACCUCUGUAUAAGUAUGAAUUUAAGAUGUAGGGGGAAAAAACCCAGUAUUAAUACCACUUUCAUUGUUAUCAUUUCAUUAUUUUAAAUGAAGAAUUUAAAUAUUCAUUUUUUUUCUCUGUAUUGUCUUCUAACUUAAUCAUAGAAUUAUUUCUGUAAUUAUAGGUUUGACUGAAAAAUGAAACUUUUUAAUAAUAAAAAAGACUCCUUAUUAGAUGUGUCAUUUGUGACUUUAUUUUUAUCAUUGUUUUUUAUUAAAUAAAAGUAGCUUAUGUAAUUGUAUUUUUUUAAGUUUACCUCUGAUUCAUCAUUAGGUAGGUCUCUUAAUCUAUACUUGUGUGUUAACCCAGCCACAAAAUGAAGAUAAAUCCAUAAAACCUCUUCUAACAA